AAAAGACUCCGCCCGAGAGGGCAGCCGCCAUUCUGGUGUUCGUUUAGAGGUUGAAUUUUCUCGGAGAAAGACCACGAGGUUGGCCACGAGGAAAACAGAAACAAGCCGCAGCAACAUCUAAGCCCUUCAAAGGAUCCUGAGAGAGGGGGGAAAGGGAAAACAGCCGCCACCAGCCCAACCACUGUGUCUUCUGCCCCUUCCCUCCUCCUAUCUUGCCCACCCCACCAGCCCACGCUGCUUGGGACUUGAAAUCUGUGGCCGAAGGACCGUCACCACAUAACUUCAAAAAUAAUCAACCACCCUCCCUUCCUAAACCCACUCAAUUUCACUCAUCCAGCGUUUCCUUUUUUUUUAAUCCACUCAGCAUUUUUUUCUACGACCCCCCUCCCUAAAUGCGGAGUUGGGUGGGGGGGAAAAUGAAUACUGAGUUGGUCUUUACUUUUUAAGAGACUUUUUGAUCCAAUGAGACCCCCCAAAUAAUUGAGUUUUGGGUCCUGGUUGGUUGUUUUAUUUUUUUUCCUCCAAAAUUUUACCCCCUCCCCCCCUGAGCCCGAGGUGCUGACGUCGCAAAAAAAUUGGAUAAAACCAUAAUCAUGGGUUCGGGUCCCAUAGACCCUAAAGAACUUCUCAAGGGCUUGGAUAGCUUCCUUAACCGAGAUGGGGAAGUGAAGAGUGUGGAUGGGAUUGCUAAGAUCUUCAGUCUGAUGAAGGAAGCACGAAAGAUGGUGAGUCGGUGUACAUACUUGAACAUUCUCCUGCAGACCCAGUCAUCAGAAAUACUGGUCAAAUUUAUUGAUGUUGGUGGCUAUAAGCUUUUGAACAAUUGGCUGACAUAUUCAAAGACAACCAACAACAUUCCUCUCCUUCAGCAAAUUCUACUGACCCUGCAACACCUACCCCUCACUGUGGACCAUCUCAAGCAGAACAACACAGCCAAACUGGUAAAGCAGCUGAGCAAGUCAAGUGAGGAUGAAGAGCUCCGGAAAUUGGCCUCAGUCCUUGUCAGUGAUUGGAUGGCUGUCAUCCGCUCCCAGAGUAGCACCCAGCCUGCUGAGAAAGAUAAGAAGAAACGGAAAGAAGAGAGUAAGGGUCGAACCACUCCUCCUGAGCGACCUUUAAUUGAGGUGAAAACUGAGACCCGGGCUGAGGAAGCUCCAGAGAAAAAGAAAGAGAAGCCCAAGUCUCUUCGAACCACAGCACCCAGUCAUGCCAAAUUCCGUUCCACUGGACUAGAGCUGGAGACACCAUCUUUGGUGCCUGUUAAGAAGAAUGCCACUCCAGUCAUGGUGUCUGACAAAUACAAUCUUAAGCCCAUCCCCCUCAAGCGCCAAAGCACCGUGGCUGCUCCAGGAGACACUGCUCCCCCUGCAGAGAAGAAAUAUAAGCCCCUCAACACAACACCCAAUGCCACCAAAGAGAUCAAAGUGAAGAUCAUCCCACCUCAGCCUAUGGAAGGUCUGGGCUUUCUGGAUGCUCUCAAUUCAGCCCCUGUCCCAGGCAUCAAAAUUAAGAAGAAGAAGAAAGUUCUGUCACCUACUGCUGCCAAGCCCAGCCCUUUUGAAGGGAAAACAAGCACUGAACCAAGCGCAGCCAAACCUUCUUCCCCAGAGCCAGCACCACCUUCUGAGUCAAUGGACACAGACCGCCCUGGCACUCCAGUGCCGCCUGUGGAAGUCCCGGAGCUCAUGGAUACAGCCUCUUCAGAGACUGGAGCUCUGGAUGCAAAGCCAGUGGAGAGCCCUGGGGAUCCUAGCCAGCUGACCCGAAAGGGCAGGAAGAGGAAAACUGUGACAUGGCCUGAGGAAGGCAAGCUGAGAGAGUAUUUCUACUUUGAACUGGAUGAAACUGAACGAGUUAAUGUGAACAAGAUCAAGGACUUUGGUGAGGCAGCUAAACGAGAGAUACUGUCAGACCGCCAUGCAUUUGAGACAGCCCGGCGUCUGAGCCAUGACAACAUGGAGGAGAAGGUGCCCUGGGUGUGCCCUCGGCCUUUGGUUCUCCCCUCACCUCUAGUCACUCCUGGUAGCAACAGCCAGGAGCGAUACAUCCAGGCUGAGCGGGAGAAGGGAAUCCUUCAGGAGCUCUUCCUGAACAAGGAGAGUCCUCAUGAGCCUGAUCCUGAACCCUAUGAGCCCAUCCCCCCUAAACUCAUCCCCCUAGAUGAGGAGUGUUCUAUGGAUGAGACUCCAUAUGUUGAGACCCUGGAGCCCGGCGGGUCGGGUGGCUCACCUGAUGGGGCAGGGGGUUCGAAGCUGCCUCCAGUUCUGGCCAAUCUUAUGGGAAGCAUGGGUGCUGGGAAGAGUCCCCAGGGCCCUGGAGGAGGAGGCAUCAAUGUCCAGGAAAUCCUCACCUCCAUCAUGGGCAGCCCAAACAGCCACCCUUCGGAGGAACUGCUGAAACAACCAGACUAUUCAGACAAGAUCAAGCAGAUGCUGGUGCCACAUGGACUCCUGGGUCCCGGUCCAAUUGCCAAUGGCUUUCCACCAGGAGGCCCUGGGGGCCCCAAAGGCAUGCAACACUUCCCCCCUGGGCCUGGAGGACCUAUGCCAGGUCCCCAUGGAGGCCCUGGUGGACCAGUGGGUCCCCGUCUCCUGGGUCCCCCACCCCCUCCCCGUGGGGGUGAUCCCUUCUGGGAUGGCCCAGGUGAUCCCAUGCGGGGUGGUCCAAUGCGAGGGGGUCCAGGACCUGGUCCUGGACCAUACCAUAGAGGCCGAGGUGGCCGAGGAGGGAACGAGCCACCUCCCCCUCCUCCGUUCCGAGGAGCCAGAGGAGGUCGCUCUGGAGGAGGACCCCCAAACGGACGAGGAGGCCCUGGUGGAGGCAUGGUUGGAGGUGGUGGGCAUCGCCCCCAUGAAGGCCCCGGUGGUGGCAUGAGCGGUGGCAGUGGACAUCGUCCCCAUGAAGGCCCUGGUGGUGGCAUGGGUGGUAGCAGUGGACAUCGUUCUCACGAAGGCCCCGGAGGAGGAAUGGGCAGUGGACAUCGCCCCCAUGAAGGCCCUGGCGGGGGAAUGGGCAGUGGACAUCGUUCUCACGAAGGCCCUGGUGGGAGCAUGGGUGGCAGUGGACAUCGCCCCCAUGAAGGCCCUGGACACGGGGGACCCCAUGGCCAUAGGCCACAUGAUGGCCCUGGUCACCGAGGCCAUGAUCAUCGAGGGCCCCCUCAUGAGCACCGUGGCCAUGAUGGCCCUGGCCACGGGGGAGGGGGCCACCGAGGGCAUGAUGGAGGCCACAGUCAUGGAGGAGACAUGUCAAACCGCCCUGUCUGCCGACAUUUCAUGAUGAAGGGCAACUGCCGCUAUGAGAACAACUGUGCCUUCUACCAUCCGGGUGUCAACGGGCCCCCCUUGCCCUAGGGACCGCCUCCCCGCCCCCACCCACACCCUUGUGUGGACUACAGCCUUGCUCCUACCACUUGUUAUGGCUUCUGUGAGGCCCAUUUCCCCUUUCCCCCAGCUGAUGAGGAGCCGGCCCCCAGUUCCCACCUGUUUGGGUUCCGUGGGGGGUUUUGAUCACUGGUGCGCAUCGAUGUGUACAUAUUUUCCUCCAGUCUGAGGAGGAGAGAGACUGGACACAUUCUGUACCCUGGACUGCUGAAGAGGAGACCCAGUUGGCUUCACUUUAUGAGGAGAUUUACCCUGUGUCCCCAACCUCUUUCCAGUAUUAGCCCUAAUGCCUGAGAACCUAAAGCUGGUUAUACUGGAGAACCUCUGCUCUCCUGUUGUGGUCCUCCACAUGCACACACAAUUCAGACAUGGGGUCAGCUGCACUUAAGGAACCAUCCAGCCAAGUUCAUUAUUUCUCAUGGGGUAGGGAGAUGGUAAGGGGUAUUGUACAUCCCACUGCACUGAGAGGGCUCAAGCGGGCUGGAAUUGAGUUCUGGAACACACAUCAUCCCCACUCCUGUUAUGACAACAGGCUUUUUUGAGUCCUUUUUCAAGUACAAGACUGCAACCUGUCAACACCCAAAUCUGCAUUAUGGAUCUGCUAGGUUCAAUGAUGGCAAAUUCAUGUCUGUGUCCAGUGAAGGUUUUAAAAUGCUGGCGGAAAGCCAGCGGUGUUGGUCUACCCUUGCUUACAACCAUUCUAGAGACUUCCUAAAACACUCGAGACCAGCUUUUCAUCUAUUUAAGCCUGGCAUGCUGGGCCUGACGAGUCACACUACAUGCACUGCCUUUGGGAGUUCACUUGCUCCUUGCCCUCAUUUGGAACCUUGUCAGUGUGAGGUUUUCAACAACCUCACCCUGCCAGCCACCUCUGAAUCCCCACCAGUUGCUCCCUGGAUGGGUUUAAGAUGAUUUUGCCCCUUCCCAGUCCUCUUCACCUGUCUUGGCAUCAGUUGUUUUCUAUGAAAACAGUGAAUUGGUUGGGUUUGUGCAGGGUCUUGGGUUAGAACCACAAUGGAUUUGGGAUGAGUAUUUUUUUCUUUUGGUUUUGUAUAUUUUGUACAUUAAUAAUAAACAGUAAAGAGAAACAGCUUAUUUAA
Dipodomys ordii (Ord's kangaroo rat) is the source of this 4483-nucleotide messenger RNA. It is a transcript of the gene Ppp1r10, whose product is annotated as protein phosphatase 1, regulatory subunit 10. The record is from RefSeq and is a predicted model, not a curated record. The transcript is spliced from 20 exons. Gene Ontology annotation, molecular function: metal ion binding. The coding region runs from base 594 to 3353 and encodes 919 amino acids. Lineage: Eukaryota; Metazoa; Chordata; Mammalia; Rodentia; Heteromyidae. Gene Ontology annotation, cellular component: nucleus.